Python bivittatus (Burmese python) is the source of this 2704-nucleotide messenger RNA. It is a transcript of the gene RCN1, whose product is annotated as reticulocalbin 1. Lineage: Eukaryota; Metazoa; Chordata; Lepidosauria; Squamata; Pythonidae. The record is from RefSeq and is a predicted model, not a curated record. Gene Ontology annotation, molecular function: calcium ion binding. Gene Ontology annotation, cellular component: endoplasmic reticulum.
UUGCAACCGCGUUGCUGAGUGGCUAGAAGGGGGAUUCCGAUCACCCGUCCAAAUUAGGCCAUUCAUAGGCGUCUGUAAAGAGAGACUUUUGCAACCGGACCGGUGUUGUAUAAUGGGGGGCUGGAGAAACGGGGCGACCCCACGUUGAGUCUUUUAUGAGCGUGUGGCGAGAGAGCGGCGAGGUCUGCUGGACUGGGAGGCAGCCCAAGCAAAGACACAUGUUAGAUUCUACAAAGUAAAGGUCGUCCUAUCCCGACGUGUAUUGCAGAGUAGAAAGUUUCUUCGGAGGCAAACCGCACUUGGCGCGGAAGAAACCAUGAACCUGGGGAAAACUCGCUCUCUCACGGUAGGGCUGGUGCUAGUAUGUUGCAUCAGCAAGUCCUUCGGCGUCCCCACUUUCAGAAAGGAAAGAGGCGUUCAUCCCGACACCGAACUCAGCGACCGGCAGCACGAAGAUAACCAGAGCUUCCAGUAUGACCACGAGGCCUUUCUGGGCAAGGAAGAUGCCAAGACUUUCGAUCAGCUCAGCCCGGAGGAAAGCAAGGAACGGUUGGGCAAAAUUGUUGAUCGGAUCGAUGAUAAUAAAGAUGGUUUUGUCACAACGGAAGAACUGAAAAACUGGAUUAAAAGAGUACAGAAACGUUACAUCUUUGAAAAUGUGGCUAAAGUUUGGAAGGAUUAUGAUCUCAAUAAAGACAAUAAAAUUUCAUGGGAAGAAUACAAACAAGCAACUUAUGGCUACUACUUAGAUCAUUCCACAGAAUUUCAAGAUGCCAUUGAACAACACAAUUUUAAGAAAAUGCUGCCUAGAGAUGAAAGAAGAUUCAAACGAGCUGAUCUGGAUGGUGAUUCAGAAGCAACUCGUGAGGAAUUCACUGCUUUCCUUCACCCGGAGGAGUUUGAGCAUAUGAAAGACAUUGUUGUCCUAGAAACACUGGAGGACAUAGACAAAAAUGAAGAUGGUUUUGUGGAUCAGGAUGAAUACAUUGCUGAUAUGUUUGCACAUGAAGAUGGGGGACCUGAACCAGAUUGGGUGGUAACAGAACGUGAACAGUUUGCAGACUUUCGAGAUCUAAACAAGGAUGGGAAGAUGGAUAAAGAGGAGAUUCGACAUUGGAUUCUCCCAGAAGAUUAUGAUCAUGCACAAGCUGAAGCAAGGCAUCUAGUCUAUGAAUCAGAUGUAGAUAAGGAUCAGAAGUUAACCAAAGAAGAGAUUCUAGAUAAUUGGAACAUGUUUGUUGGAAGUCAGGCUACAAAUUAUGGAGAAGACCUCACAAAGAACCAUGAUGAGCUAUGAUGUUCUUUGAAAAGCAAGUGUAUCAGAGACUUGUGUCUGAGUCGCCUAUAGUGAUCAGAAUAACUCUGGUCAUUAUGGCAAAUUAAUUUUGCACCAGUAUAUACUUUCUAACAAAAAGCAAUUCUGUUAAUACCAUUGAAUGUCACAGAUGCCACUUCUUCUAAAUGCAUAUUUUAAUGAAUUCAUUGUAACUUGGGGCGUGCACUUUCCAUUUAUAGCUUGACACACUUUCACUUCAAUCCUAAAUAUGUAAACUUGGAUUUAUCACUAAAAUCAGUGAGGUUUAACUAGUGAAACACAGUAAGACAAACAGCCUCCCAUCUUCCUAACAUGUACUACAUCAUACUGUGUAUGGAGGGUUGACUAAUUCAGUGCUCUUUCAUGGUACAUUCAAGCCCCGUAUUUCAAAGAAUGUGGAGUCUACUAGUUGUGUUGGGGUGCAACUCAUCCCCAGUCAACAUGGCCAAUGGUAGGUGAAAAGCUUGGCUUUCAUCCCUGCCAUGUAGGGAUUUGUUUGAUGUCAGAAUGUUUUCAAAUGUUUUAAUCUCAUGUAUAAUGAAGUGGUAGACGCAUCAUAUAAGGCUACAUUACAUGAAGUAUAGUAUCAUAAAAAUGCAUUGCUCAGGAUUUCAGUUGUAGGUCUCUAUUCAGAACCAAGACCUCAUCACAGAUGGUUAUAUAACCCACAAUGCUCUUGACAGCUGGCAGAUGAUCAGCCCUGUCAUUUCUGAGGGUUGUUGCAAAGGAGACAUCUCCCAGUACUGAUUCCCUUCCAGACUAAUGAGAAUGUCUGGAUUGGGGUAUUUUCAACAAGCUCCGGUAUUUUCAUAAAGAAGAAAAUAUAUAUGUUACUUUACUCUUUCUACAUUCUUUUUCUAAGAUGGGGACAGGCAUUAUGGUGCUGUUGGAAUGCUUGACCCUACUGCUGAAUGUGAUGGGAGGUGCAGUGUUAAAACAUCUGAAAGGCACCAGAUUGCCCUCCACUGUUCUAAGAUGUAAUUUAUGGGAUGUAUGUCUGUGUUCCAUUUUGAAAAUUCUAACAUCAGAAAAGGUGCUCAUUUUCCAUCUUCAUUUCCUCCUUACAGGCGAGCGUAAUAGUACUGAAUAAUACGAAAGGCAGGGGUACCACAGGGAAGGAGAAUUGGUACACAUUCCCCUGAAUACUUGCCAUCAGACAGGGCUUGAGCACAAGCAGCUAUCUUAGUGUGGGACCCUGUGAAUGUUUUUGUUGGUGCUGUUGUGUGUGCGUGUAUGCACACGUACAUGGGGGGAAAUGUACCACUUUUAGAUUUUUGCUGUCACCUAUUAACUUACUGUAUUUCAUGCUGCAUACAAGCUUUUCCAUGUAUAAUUGCAUUUUUGCCUUUAUGGACCAGAACAAUAAACGUGUAACAGUUUUUGAUAUAA